AUGAAGCUAAAACUGUUGGAUAAAUUGUCAAAGGACUUUACAGAACUACUUGGAGAUACUGAAGAUUAUAAUGUUAUUAUUGAAAUCGGCGUAGAAUUAAAUAAGAAAUCUUUUACUGCACAUUCAGCUGUAUUACGCUAUAGGUCAUCAUAUUUUCGCAGGGAGCUGGCUAAAACUGUAACUAAUGAAAAUCACAAGGAACUGGUGAGAUUCUUGGCGGAUAUAACCCUCUGA
Messenger RNA from Acaulospora colombiana, 234 nucleotides. Lineage: Eukaryota; Fungi; Glomeromycota; Glomeromycetes; Diversisporales; Acaulosporaceae. The record is from the annotation of a GenBank genome assembly.